This is a messenger RNA of Ziziphus jujuba (common jujube), 5928 nucleotides long. RefSeq names its product 187-kDa microtubule-associated protein AIR9. Gene Ontology annotation, cellular component: plasma membrane; plasmodesma. Bases 549 to 5723 code for a protein of 1724 amino acids. NCBI's taxonomy places the organism in Eukaryota, Viridiplantae, Streptophyta, Magnoliopsida, Rosales, Rhamnaceae. The record is from RefSeq and is a predicted model, not a curated record. Gene Ontology annotation, molecular function: protein binding. The transcript is spliced from 38 exons.
GAAAAAAUUUCAAACAUAUUUUAAUCUCAAUCCCCAUUGGCUUUUAGCGAUUAUCUUUUCCGAUUUCUUAGCUCAUUGUCUGUCUCCCAACUCUCUCUCUCUCUCUCACUAUCUCUCACUCGUUCUCUUUUUUGUUUUGGGCGUAGCUUUUUAGCUGCCACGCUCUCUCUAUCAAAAAUUUUGCCAAUGCCCUAGAAAUGCUUUCCAGUUUCGGUUUCGAUUUCAGUCUCUUGGCCUACCAGAUCUGAGACAUUAUCCAGCUCAAUUCUCUCUCCGUGUGUUCUUUUAUUAUUAUUAUUUCUUGUAUAGUGCUUCUCCCGGCGUUUGAAUUUUACGGUUGCAAACCUUUUUGGUUUCGCAUUUUGCCAUUGGAGUUUCUUCAUUAUAGCUGGGAUCGAAGUUGGCGCUUGGGUUUUUAGCUGAAGGAGCUGCAUUUUGUGCUAGAUCCAACUAUGAUCUUACACUUUGAAGAAGAGAAGCUGUCAUUCUGAAAGCCUCGGUUUGGGACUGCGGCUUUGUUUCUGGAGUUGGUUAGCUGGUGAAUUAAAAUGGAGGAUCCUGUAGAAGUAGAACAAGUGGAAGAUCCAGUGGAGAAACGCCUCCUAGUUCCGGAAAAACAGGCAUCGGCAAGUUCAGUAGAGGGCGAGAAAAAAGUAAUGAAAACUGUGAAACGACCUGGUGUUACAGUGUCAGUGGCAUCCAAGGCGUCGGCAUCGACUGGUUCUGUUAGAAAGAGAGUGGAACCCAAAAGCCCUUUGGUUGAUUCUAGUUCAAGUGUGAACAAAUCAUCAAUAGCUGCUGGAGCAUCACGCAAUUCGAAUUCAGUUUCUCUGGUCAGGCGGAACAGCACUGGGGGAGUGCCUGAGAAACCAUCUGCUGUCUCUGCCACUAGACGACAGAACAAUGCCACUACUAUGGCCAUCGCUGCUGGCAAAAAGACUACAGAGCCAGCAAGGCGGUCUCUCCCAGAGCUGAGGAGGAGUUCACUGCCUUCGGCGGUCGCUAAACCUUCAAACAGAUCGACUGCUUCAGAAACACGAAGGUCCACGGCUAUGUUGCCAGGGGACCGGAGUUUGAGAACAUCGACUAGCUCUGAUGUGACUAAGCAAGACACUGUCAAGAGGUCGUCAGUCAGGCCAUCAUUAUCGGUCUCUUCUUCUUCUUCAAGAAGGGUUGCUUCUUCCUCGUUAGACACUAGUGGCGGCAGCACUGGGGUUAGGAAGACGGUUUCAAAGGUUUCUUCACCAUCACUUCGAUCUCCUUCAGUUUCUAGUGGAUUGCGAGCUGGGUCUUUGUCUUCUUCUCUUGACAGAAGUUCUAGUUUAUCUGGACGUCGAAAAGUGGCAACUCCUGAAAGUCGGGAUUCAAGGUUCAUUGUCCUUCCUCAAGUGGAUAUUAAAGCUGCUGAUGACGUGAGGUUGGAUCUUAGGGGUCACAGAGUUCGCAGUCUCAAUGCAAGCGGGCUGAACUUGUCAUCAAAUUUAGAGUUUGUUUAUCUCAGAGACAAUCUCUUGUCUACGUUGGAGGGAGUGGAGAUACUGACGCGAGUUAAGGUUCUUGAUCUGAGUUUCAAUGAUUUCAAAGGGCCUGGGUUUGAACCUCUUGAGAAUUGCAAAGCCUUACAGCAACUCUAUCUUGCUGGAAAUCAAAUCACAUCACUAUCAACUCUUCCUCAACUUCCUAAUUUGGAGUUUCUCUCAGUGGCUCAGAAUAAGUUGAAGUCUCUUUCAAUGGCAAGUCAACCACGACUACAGGUAUUAGCAGCUAGCAAAAAUAAAAUUUCAACACUAAAGGGUUUCCCUCACUUACCGGUCCUCGAGCAUUUACGAGUGGAGGAGAAUCCAAUACUUAAAAUGCCACAUCUAGAAGCUGCUUCCAUUUUACUUGUUGGUCCUACAUUAAAAAAGUUUAAUGAUAGAGAUCUCUCUCGUGAGGAGCGAGCAAUUGCUAAGCGCUAUCCUGCACAAGCAUCUUUGUGCAUUAGAGAAGGUUGGGAGUUCUGCCGUCCAGAGAAUGCAGCAGAUUCAACAUUUCGCUUUUUAGUAGAGAAAUGGAAUGAUCAUUUGCCUCCAGGCUACCUUGUCAAAGAAGCCUCCGUUGAUCAACCUUCUGAAGAAGAUGCUUGUCGCUGCCACUUUAAUUUUGUGCAAGAUGGCAGUAUAAGCAUUGAAUCACAACUGGUCUUAAGAUUUCAAUGGUUUUUGGGGGAUAGAACACCUUCAAAUUUCACUCUCAUUCCUGAUGCCAAUGGAGAGGUUCACUGGCCUAAGCAUGAAGAUAUAGGUAAAAUACUGAAAGUGGAAUGUACUCCCAUGCUGGGAGAAGUUGAGUAUCCUUCUAUUUUUGCCAUAUCUUCACCAGUUUCACCGGGAAGUGGAAUUCCCAAGGUUGUGAACCUUGAUGUUCAUGGGGAGCUGGUGGAGGGAAAUAUUAUCAAGGGCCAUGCUGUGGUGGCGUGGUGUGGAGGGACACCAGGGAAGGGUGUUUCUAGUUGGUUAAGGAGAAAAUGGAAUAGCAGUCCUGUGGUGAUUGUUGGAGCAGAAGAUGAGGAGUAUCAGCUAACCAUAGAUGACAUUGAUUCGAGUUUGGUUUUUAUGUACACACCAGUAACAGAGGAAGGUGCCAAAGGCGAGCCUCAAUAUAAAUAUACCGAUUUUGUCAAAGCAGCUCCUCCAUCAGUCUGUAAUGUACGAAUUAUUGGAGAAAUUGUUGAAGGAUUUACCAUCAAAGGAGUUGGUGAUUACUUUGGAGGAAAAGAGGGCCCCAGCAAGUUUGAAUGGUUACGUGAGAGUAGGGACACUGGAGACUUUACGUUAGUAUCAAGUGGUACUCCUGAGUAUACCUUGACCAAGGAAGAUGUUGGACUAUGUUUGGCGUUUGAAUAUAUACCUAUUAAUUUUGAGGGGCAAGAAGGGGAGUCUAUGUCAAUACUGUCUCAAGUGGUAAAGCAAGCACCUCCGAAGGUAACAAAUUUAAAGAUAAUUGGUGAUUUGAGGGAGAACAGUAAGAUUACUGCAAGUGGUAUUGUUACUGGAGGAACUGAGGGAUCUAGCAGAGUACAGUGGUUCAAAACAAGUUCUUCAACUUUGGAAGGUGAAAAAGGCCUUGAAGCAUUGAGCACAUCCAAGAUUGCCAAGGCAUUCCGCAUACCCCUUGGAGCUGUUGGCUACUAUAUUGUUGUAAAAUUCACUCCGAUGACUACAGAUGGUGAAUCAGGUGAACCAGCAUUCAUUAUAUCAGAAAAAGCAGUUGAGACUCUACCCCCAAGCUUGAAUUUCUUAUUUAUUACUGGUGAUUACGCUGAAGGUGGAAUUUUGACGGCAUCAUAUGGCUACAUUGGUGGUCAUGAAGGAAAAAGUAUAUAUAAUUGGUAUCUUCAUGAGGUUGAAACUGACUCAGGAAGUGUAAUACCUGAGGUUUCAGGACUUCUUCAGUACCGCAUUACCAAAGAUGCUAUUGGUAAAUUCAUUUCCUUCCAUUGUACGCCAGUGCGUGAUGAUGGGAUUGUUGGUGAGCCAAGAACUUGCUUAGGACAGGAACGUGUUCGCCCUGGAAGUCCAAAGUUGCUCUCUCUGCAAAUAGUUGGAAAUUCUAUUGAAGGAACUGAGCUACGCGUUAACAAAAGAUAUUGGGGUGGUGAAGAGGGAGAUUCAGUUUUCCGAUGGUUCCGGACUAUUUCUGAUGGCACUCAAAGUGAAAUCAGGGGUGCAGCGGGUGCUUCAUACAUGCUUUCACUUGAUGACAUUGGGUUCUUUAUCUCAGUUUUGUGCGAACCUAUUAGAAGUGACUGGGCUCGCGGUCCUACUGUUUUAUCGGAACAGAUUGGACCUAUAGUACCUGGACCCCCUACUUGUCAUUCUUUGGAGUUUCUUGGAUCAAUGGUAGAAGGUCAACGAUUGAGUUUCAUUGCGUCUUAUAGUGGAGGGGAGCAAGGAUCUUGUUUCCAUGAAUGGUUUCGAAUAAAAAGUGAUGGUAUCAAGGAGAAACUAACUACCCACGACUUUCUGGAUUUGAGUCUUGAUGAUGUGGGAAGAUGCAUUGAACUUGUAUACACUCCCAUCCGCAAAGAUGGAAUAAGAGGGAAUCCUAGGAGCAUUUUAUCAGAUGUGAUUGCUCCUGCGGAUCCUCUAGGAGUGGAACUUGUAAUUCCUGAUUGUUGUGAGAGCGUGGAUAUGGUCCCACGAAGAACAUAUUUUGGUGGGCAGGAAGGCGUUGGAGAAUAUAUUUGGUACAGAACAAAAAGUAAGCUUGAGGGAUCUGCACUGAUGGCUAUAUCUGAUGCAUGCGAAGGUGUUGUUAUAUGUGGUAGAACACUAACAUAUACACCAUCACUUGAAGAUGUGGGGAGUUAUUUGGCUUUGUAUUGGCUGCCUACUCGUGCUGAUGGAAAAUGUGGAAAACCAUUAGUGGCAAUUUGCAAUCCUCCAGUUGUGCCAGCUCUUCCAGUAGUUUCUAAUGUUGCUGUCAAAGAGUUGUCUUCGGGUAUUUAUUCUGGAGAAGGAAAAUAUUUUGGUGGAUAUGAAGGAGCAAGCCUCUAUAGCUGGUAUAGAGAGACGAAUGAGGGAACUAUUAGUCUUAUAAAUGGAGCCAACUCUAGAACUUAUGAAGUUACAGACGAAGACUACACAUGCCGUUUAUUGUUUGGAUAUACACCAGUUCGUUCAGAUUCAGUUGUGGGAGAACUCAGAUUGUCUGAGCCAACCGACAUUAUUUUUCCAGAGCUUCCAAAAGUGGAAAUGCUCGCUCUCACUGGAAAGGCAAUAGAAGGUGAUGUGCUCACUGCUGUCGAAGUGAUCCCUGAUUCAGAAACUCAACAGUGUGUGUGGAACAAGUAUAAGAAAGAUGUUACAUACCAAUGGUUUUCAUCAGAAGGAGAUAAAAUGUCCUUUGAGCCAUUGCCUGCACAGCAUUCUUGCUCCUACAAGGUGCGGCUAGAGGACAUUGGACGAUGCCUAAGAUGUGAAUGCAUUGUGACUGAUGUGUUUGGAAGAUCAAGUGAGCCUGUGUAUGCUGAAACUGCAGUUAUAUUGCCAGGGAUUCCUAGAGUAGAUAAGCUGGAAAUUGAAGGGAGGGGUUUCCACACCAACCUGUAUGCUGUCCGUGGUGUUUAUAGUGGAGGAAAAGAAGGAAAAAGUAAAAUUCAGUGGCUCAGAUCUAUGGUUGGAAGCCCUGAUCUUAUAUCUAUACCAGGAGAGAUAGGUCGAAUGUAUGAAGCAAAUGUUGAUGAUGUGGGGUAUAGGCUGGUUGCUAUUUAUACUCCUGUGAGAGAGGAUGGAGUAGAGGGCCAACCUGUUUCUGCAUCAACAGAGCCCAUUGCAGUUGAGCCUGAUGUUUUUAAAGAAGUGAAGCAGAAGCUUGAUCUUGGAUCUGUGAAGUUUGAGGCAUUAUGUGACAAGGACCGAACUCCAAAAAAGAUUCCAGCAAUGGCUAGCCUUGAAAGAAGAAUCCUAGAAGUCAAUAGAAAAAGAGUGAAGGUUGUAAAGCCAGGUUCUAAGACUUCUUUUCCAAAUACUGAAAUUCGUGGGAGUUAUACACCUCCUUUCCAUGUGGAACUGUUCCGGAAUGACCAACAUCGGCUUAGAAUUGUUGUGGAUAGUGAGAAUGAGGUGGACUUGAUGGUGCAGUCCCGACAUCUCCGAGAUGUUAUUGUGCUUGUGAUCAGAGGCCUUGCUCAGCGAUUCAACAGUACAUCCCUCAAUUCCCUACUCAAGAUAGAUACAUAAUAUAGAAGGUGAAUUCAUACUUGAGCAGGUUCUGUUAAAAUAUCCAAUUUUUUUUUUUUUUUUUCAUAUUAUUUCGAUGCAAGAGUAAGUGGUUUUACUGCUCCGUUGUGUGUAAAGAAAACGGUUGUAUAGUAGUCAUUUGGUGUAUGGUUUUAAAAUCAUUGUAUAUUGGAUGAUCAAAUUAAUGAUAGUGAUUUUUAUGUCA